This is a messenger RNA of Arabidopsis arenosa, 675 nucleotides long. Lineage: Eukaryota; Viridiplantae; Streptophyta; Magnoliopsida; Brassicales; Brassicaceae. The record is from the annotation of a GenBank genome assembly.
UUUUAUACAGAUUCACAAUGGGUCGUAGAAGCUCUGGUGGAGGAAGAUCAUAUUCAACUGGAACAAUAUGGCCUAAAUCUCUCAAGAAAUCGUCUCCUAAGCCUACUAAAGCUAAAGAUGAGAAAGCACCUCCUCCUGAAAAAGUUGAGACUACUCCUAGAAGAAUCUACUUUGAAAGCUUUAGGUCAUCCAUAACUGAUGGUUUUCGUUGGGGGUUUGGAAAUGCCUUGGGACACAGAUAUGCUGAAUUCAUUUUUGGUCCUCGAACCAUUAAACAAGAAAUUGUAGUACCAGAAAAAGUGAAAGAAGUUGCUAUUGUUUCUGCCAAUGAUGAUAACGAAAAACUCAAGGAUUACUCUGAAACAUGCGACAUUAGCUAUAAUGCAUUUCAAGACUGCUUGAAUGUUGAAGAGAAUAAUCUAAGCAAAUGUCAUCUCUUCAUGGAUUCGUUGUUUGAGUGCAAGAGGAAUUCUAGUUCCUUCAACUUCUAAGUUCUUCUUUAUUUAUUAGUGUUUGGUUUCGAAUAAAAUAACAAACCAAAAAACAACUUUUAUUUGGUUUCCACUUAUUCCUUUUUGAUGUUUGCUUUUUCUUGGAUGAUUAAUCUCCAAGUCUAUGAAUAACAAAUUUUGUUUCAUUUGGUUUGCAACCUGAUAACAAAAAUUGUCAGAUGAU